Morus notabilis is the source of this 1361-nucleotide messenger RNA. RefSeq names its product bifunctional riboflavin kinase/FMN phosphatase. Lineage: Eukaryota; Viridiplantae; Streptophyta; Magnoliopsida; Rosales; Moraceae. Gene Ontology annotation, biological process: glycerol biosynthetic process. Bases 76 to 1218 code for a protein of 380 amino acids. The transcript has 10 exons. Gene Ontology annotation, molecular function: sn-glycerol 3-phosphatase activity. The record is from RefSeq and is a predicted model, not a curated record.
UUAUGUUUCCUUCUACGUUUGUCUCUGUCACUUUCUUUCUUAGACACAACUAAGGACAUCCUUUUGGUUUCCACCAUGACUAUGCGCUCAAAACCCAAAAUCUUGGCUGUAAUUUUUGAUUUGGAUGGAACCCUUCUAGACACAGAGAGAGCAACAAGGGGUGUUUUGAAAGAGUUUUUGGCCAAGUAUGGGAAGGUUUUGGACAAGGAGAAAGAAAAGAAUAAGACGUUGGGGAAGACGCUGAAAGAGUCCUCAGCCGACAUUGUUAAGGACUAUGAUCUCCCAUUAACACCUGAUCAGUACAUCAAAGAGAUAAUCCCCAUGUACCAAGAAAAGUGGAUGUAUGCUAAACCACUUCCUGGUGCUAAUCGUCUGAUGAAGCAUCUCCAUGAUCACGGAGUUCCGUUUGCUCUCGCUUCAAACUCCUCACGAGAGUGCAUAGACUUAAAAAUCUCCUACCAAGAAGGUUGGAAGGAACGCUUUUCAGUAAUUCUUGGCAGUGACCAGGUUAAAGAAGGGAAGCCCUCAAGCGAUCUAUUUGAAGAGGCAGCGAAGAGAAUGGGUGUGGACGCGGCUCACUGCCUGGUGGUUGAAGACUCAUUGAUUGGUGUUAAAGCUGCAAAUGCUGCAAAAAUGGAAGUAGUGGCGGUUCCGCCCCGCAGUGAAGCUGGCUGUUCUUCCCUAGCGAAUACUGUGCUUCAUUCUCUUCUGGAAUUUCAGCCUGAGCUUUGGGGUCUUCCUCCAUUUGAAGACUGGAUAGAUAAUGCAUUGCCAAUUGAACCAAUAUAUCUGAGUGGUCUAUAUCUCAAUGGGUUUCUUCAUGAAGUUACAGAGGAUGGAGAAUCUGCGCUUCCUGACCAAGUUUUCGGAGUUUUCUUUGGUUGUGCUGAAGUUGAAAUGACCAAUAGGACCUUCAAGGUCGUGGUUUGUAUUGGAAGGGAUCAAUGUUCCUGUAAUGAUCAUCAGAAAUUAAUUAAAAUUUACAUAGUUGAUGGAGCAAAUGUGCGCAUGUCCAAUCAGCAGAUGAAGCUUGAGCUUCUUGGCUACACAAAGAGUAUGGUUAGCAAGGAAACAACACGCUUUGACGCAGUAAGUACUAGAACUCUAGAAGAGUACAAGUCUAUCGCAAGGAGGACCAUGGAUCUUCCAAUGUUUAGGCAGGAUUAUAUUCUAGAAGCUUCUUAUGUGGAGGACAUGGUUGUCUCUAACAUAGACUAAUCUUAUUGUAAAUCUCCUCAUUAAUUUACUCUAAUACGACACAGUAUAAUGAUUUAUGUAAUCGAUCAGUUUCCUUAUUUACAUACUCCAAUCACAAAUUAUAACGUGAGACUCUCCUCAUCAUUUCGAUCGUUUUGUGUAUU